Molecule: messenger RNA, 2014 nt
Organism: Maylandia zebra (zebra mbuna)
Lineage: Eukaryota; Metazoa; Chordata; Actinopteri; Cichliformes; Cichlidae
Source: RefSeq, a predicted model, not a curated record
CCUUUGAGUCUUUCUCGCUCAGCUGUGAUGCUGACGCCGUUAGAGCCGCUCCCGGGACGGUUCCGACCCGUUGGCGAGGAUCAGGACUCUGACUUGGGUCACCGAAGCUAAAGAAAAGCCUGUUAGCCUGUAUGCUAACCGCUAGUGGCAGCGCGACAGCUGCUUUACGGCAAACAGCUGAUCAGUCCGGAAGUGACCGAGACAGAAAGUGCGCAUCAGAAAAUCCGCGAGGCUCCGAGUGAUAGGUACCUGAUCAAUAACUGAUCCAGUGCACAUAUUCAAUCAGAGAUGAGCUGCGCAGGCGCAGAACUAAGGAUUCUGUUCAGUCCGGGGCGCGUGCAGCUUGUUCAGCACGGCUCAGCCAACCUGAGCAGCAGCAGCAGGCAGGUGUGCUAAGGUGUCCAACAUGUCCCCGAUCAGAAGACUCAGAGCUGCUGAGGGUGACGACACACCGGCAGAAGAGCCAAACCUCUUCACCUGUUUUGAGGCUACACCACCAGUGGCGGCUACACCCCCCGACUGGCCACAGCAGCCUCACCCUGAGGAGUUGCUGGUGGGGGCGCCACGCGUCCUGGUUACCGGGGCAACAGGCCUCCUGGGGCGAGCGGUGUGCCGAGAGUUUCACAGCGCCGGAUGGACCGUCACUGGGACGGGAUACAGGAGAGCCAGGCUCCGCCUUCUGCGCUGUGACCUCACAGACGAGGACGCCGUCAGAGGACUGCUACACGAAUACAAGCCUGAUGUGAUCGUCCACUGUGCGGCCGAGAGGCGUCCAGAUGUUAUGGAGAGACACACGGAAGCAGCUGUUAAUCUGAACGUGCACGCCACGAGCACGCUCGCCAAGGAGGCAGCCACCUGCGGGGCGCUCUUCCUCUACAUCAGCACCGACUACGUGUUUGACGGCAGGAAUCCUCCGUACGGUGAGGACGACAGUCCAAACCCGCUCAACGUUUAUGGGCGGAGCAAACUGGAGGGGGAGAGGGAGACGCUGCGCCACUGUCCAGGUGCGGUGGUACUGCGGGUGCCCGUUCUGUUUGGGGAGGUGGAGUCGGUGACGGAGAGCGUGGUGACGUCGUUGUACCUGAAGGUUCAGGAGGCGUCAGAGGAGAGCUGCACGCUGGAUCACGUCUUGCAGAGAUUCCCCACUGACGCCCGAGACGUCGCUGCCGUCUGCAGGAAGCUGUCUGAGAGAGCACGACAGGACCCGUCCAUCAGAGGAAUCUUUCACUUCUCUGGGAAAGAGCAGAUGACUAAAUAUGAAAUGGCGGUCGCCAUCGCUCAGGCCUUCAACCUGCCGUCCGGCCACCUCAUACCUCUGACCGAGCAGCCGGCGGCGUCGGCUCUUCGUCCAAUCAACAGUCAGUUAAACUGUUGUCGUCUGGAGCUGCUGAACCUGAGCGUGGAACCGCGACCUUUCACCUCCGCCAUUAUCGACUGUCUGUGGCCGUUCACGCCCGACAAACGCUGGAGACAGACCGUCUUCCACUGAGACGACUGGAUUAGCAGCGAGCCGGAUGUACAGAUUAUUUAGUCUUUGUGCCCCAAGUCCUGUCUGCAAGCUCUGCACUGCUGAUAGUAUUAACAGGUCAUAGUCCUGCACCAGAUUAUACUCGGACGUUACCAGAUUACAGUCAGAAUAAUGUUCUGGGUUGAGUGUUGUUAAUCCCUAAUUGUUCAUGUCUUGUGUCAGUGUUUGCAUAGAUUCACUUUAUAUCAGUGUGAAGAAGCUGAGUGUGCUCUGUAAGAUUCACACUACACUUCAGUGUGUUCUGACAACAAAAUGUUACAUAUUAUAUCACCACCUCCAAUCUUCACUCUAAUCUGGAAUUUAUUGGGUUAGUCCAGACGCUGUUAGUUUAACCUGGUCUCUGUUAGUUUAAUCUGGACUCCUUUAGUUUAAUCUGGUCUCUGUUAGUUUAAUCUGGUCUCUGUUAGUUUAAUCUGGACUCCUUUAGUUUAACCUGGACUCCUUUAGUUUAAUCUGGACUCUGUUAGUUUAAUCUGGACUGUUAGU